AUGGGUCGUAGUCGAGAUCGUGAAGGCUCACUUGCUUCAACUGGCUCUGGACGCACAGCACGAUCAAAGAAAUGGGAUGGAAAUGCUGGUCAUCGACUUCAUUUAUCUGACUUACCAGUGGGUGUUAGUAAGCAUGAAAUCGAAAAAAUAUUUCGUCCGUACGGCGAAUUAAAUGAGAUUUGGGUCGCAUCGAAUCCACCUUGUUUCGCAUUUAUCAAUUUCACUCACCGAUCUGAUGGUGAACGUGCAAUGAAAGAACUUGACGGAACAACUUUAGCCGGUGCAAGAAUUGGCCUUAGUUGGGCCCGACCACGACACUAUGGUGGCCGAUCACGUCGCCAGACCGAGAUUCUUACAGUAGUCGUCGUCGCCGCUACUCACGCUGUUGAUGAUUACUGGAUGAAAAUGAUUGACUCACAUUCUUUGGCAGAGAAAGAACAAAGAAGCCGUUCGCGUAGUCCACACUAUCGACGUUCUGGCGAUAGCCGACGACGACGAAGUCCACGUUCAGGCUCGCAAUCACCUUCACGAUCACCACGAAGAGAUCCCCGUCGAGAUGACCGUCAGAAAACAUCGAGACGAGAAGAAAACAGACGUCGUCGACAUUCUUCGUCACAAUCAGAUCACAAUUCAAACCGUUCACCACGACGAGAAAACAAAAGACAAUCAACGCGUAGUCCAAGCAACGAACGUCGCCGAUCAGCAACACCGAAUGGUGAUCAUCACGCAGUUGAAACAGAUGGUAAUCAUGCUGCUGAACUCGAAGUCGAUGAACAGGAUUAA
Messenger RNA from Adineta ricciae, 783 nucleotides. NCBI's taxonomy places the organism in Eukaryota, Metazoa, Rotifera, Eurotatoria, Adinetida, Adinetidae. The record is from the annotation of a GenBank genome assembly.